AUGGCAGCCAAAAGCUACGCUCCACUAUCCCUUCUCGUCCUCCUCAUCGCCUUCAUCUACGCGCGCUGGAGCAUUUUGCCGACUUUUUACUUGAACGCCCCAGGCAGAUUGACUCCCAUCAAUGCCGUGAAUUCCGAAGGAUCCUACGAGGUCCGAUUCAAGCAUUUUAUUCGCAAUUGCGAAGAUAUUCAUUUGAAUGAAGAGGAGGGAUGGGUUAUGUUGAGUUGUGAUCCGGGGAGGGAUAAAUGGAAUACUGUUUUGGGAAUUCUGGAGGACUCGUCUACUCACCCCGAUGCGGGAAUUUACAUGUGGACGUACAGAGAAGCACCUCAAAGUCGUCCGUUCAAAUUGCAAUUGGACCCCGUGCACGAGGGCGCAGAUGCCUUUCAUCCCCUGGGAAUAGAAUAUCAUGAAGAGAGCAAGAGACUCUUCGUCAUCAAUCACAAUCCCUCGGGCACUCGACUCGAAUGGUACAAAGUAGACAUACUUUCCAAAACCGCCAAACUCGAAGGCACCUUCCGCGAUGCGCAAAACCUCCCUACACCUAAUGCUCUGGUGGCAAUUAGUGAGAACGAACUCCUCAUCACCAACGACCACUACAUGCCCAUUCGCGACCAUCGCACUCUCGCUCGACUCGAAACUUACGCGGGCAUCGCCGGCGGCUCCAUCGCUCACAUUCAUCUCAGCGGCAGCGACAAUUCUCCCCAAAUCACAACAUUGACUCGCAUGCCCUUCGCAAAUGGAAUCGCUCUCCUCAAUAAAUCCACCAUCGCAGUCGCCAGCAGCAGCACAGCAUCCAUUCGCCUCUUCCACGUCGACUGGUCUCAAAAAACAACCGGCCAAGCUGCUGCUGCUGCCCCUCCCUCUCUCACACCCCUCUCUUCCAUCCCUCUACCCUUUCUCCCGGAUAAUCUCAGCGCCGAUUCGAAAGGAACUUUGCUCAUCGCCGGCCAUCCUCACACGCCCAGUGUCGAACGCGUGGGGAAAGAGAAUCGAUAUUGUCAGGUUGAGGCGACUUCUCCUACGGCCGAGGAAGAUGGGAAGAAGUGUGAUCCGAAACUUCCGAAGAUGAGUUGGGUGGCGGAGUGGAGUGCGACGAAGGGUUUGAAGAAUUUGUAUGUGGGGAAGGAAUAUGGAACGGCUUCGAGUGUGGUUAAGGAUUGGAUUUCGGGGGUUGGGAUGGUGGUGGGGUUGUAUGAGAAUGGGUUGAUGAUGUGGACUUUGGAUAAGGAGUGAGGGAGGAUGUACAUGAGGUUGAGGGAUGGAAUGGAAAACUGAGGUGGUCGGCUCGGUGUGUAGAAGAAAUGGUGGAAGAGGAAGAAGAGGAUGAAGAAGAGGGGAAACAAGGAAAUACCUGAUGAAAGGGGAAUCUGUAGAGGAUGAUUAUGAU
Messenger RNA from Sphaerulina musiva SO2202, 1390 nucleotides. RefSeq lists its product as uncharacterized. The transcript is spliced from 2 exons. The coding region runs from base 1 to 1236 and encodes 411 amino acids. The record is from RefSeq and is a predicted model, not a curated record. Lineage: Eukaryota; Fungi; Ascomycota; Dothideomycetes; Mycosphaerellales; Mycosphaerellaceae.